Messenger RNA from Octopus bimaculoides (California two-spot octopus), 2059 nucleotides. Its product is annotated as F-actin-capping protein subunit beta. Gene Ontology annotation, cellular component: cytoplasm; F-actin capping protein complex. Gene Ontology annotation, molecular function: actin filament binding. Gene Ontology annotation, biological process: actin cytoskeleton organization; negative regulation of filopodium assembly; regulation of lamellipodium assembly. The record is from RefSeq and is a predicted model, not a curated record. NCBI's taxonomy places the organism in Eukaryota, Metazoa, Mollusca, Cephalopoda, Octopoda, Octopodidae.
AGGUCCCGGAUGAAGAAGCCAUCUUUAGUGGCAACAACGAGGAGGAGGACAUCGUCGCUUUUUUACCUCUUCUUCGGCUUUCUCUGUUUCUUCUUUAUUUUCUCUGGACAUUAAGUGUCGACUGUUAAAACAAAUAGCACAACAGUCUUCGUCUCUAUUAGGUUUUUUUUUUAAAAAAAAGCUAAUUCAGCUCCAGUCACAAUGACGGAACAACAGUUGGACUGCGCAUUAGAUUUGAUGCGUAGACUGCCGCCACAACAAAUAGAGGAAAAUUUAAGUGCACUUAUAGAUAUUGCACCAGCUCUAUGUGAAGAUUUACUUUCUUCUGUUGAUCAACCAUUAAAAGUAGCUAGCGACAAGCUUACAGGACGUGAUUAUCUUCUAUGUGACUACAAUAGAGAUGGCGAUUCUUACAGGUCACCUUGGAGCAAUAUGUAUGACCCACCAUUGGAUGAUGGUACUUUACCAUCAGAUCGAUUGAGAAAGCUAGAAAUAAAAGCCAAUGCUGCUUUUGAUCAAUAUAGAGAAAUGUAUUUUGAGGGUGGUGUUUCUUCCGUCUAUCUCUGGGAUUUGGAUCAUGGCUUUGCUGGUGUUGUUUUGAUCAAGAAGGCUGGUGAUGGCUCAAAGAAGAUCAAAGGUUGCUGGGAUUCAAUACAUGUGAUGGAAGUUCAGGAAAAAUCAAGUGGGAAGACAGCACAUUAUAAGUUAACUUCUACAGUGAUGUUGUGGUUGUUGACUACAAAGGAAAGUUCUGGAACAAUGAACUUAGGUGGCAGCCUUACAAGACAGAUAGAGUUGGAUACUUCCGUUAGUGAAUCUUCCCCACACAUUGUCAAUAUAGGCAAAAUGAUUGAGGAUAUGGAGAACAAAAUUAGAAACACUCUUAAUGAAAUUUAUUUUGGGAAAACGAAGGAUAUUGUGAAUGGUCUUCGCUCUAUUCAGACCUUGCAAGAUCGCAAGCAGGCAGAGGCACUACGCAACGACUUAGUGAUGGCUCUACAAAAACGUCCACAAGCGCAAUGAUGUUGCAAGGGAGACAACUAACAUAAUUCCGGCUUUCAUUCGAACUCUGCAGAAGCUACCAUAUGGCCGGGUGGGAUUAUUACAUAACACCUAUAAUGAUAUAAUAUUAAUGAUAUUAUCAUUGUCUUCAUUAUCUUCUCUUACUGUUCCUCUUUUCCUCCUUUUUUUUUUUAAUUAUAUAUAUAUAUAUAAAAAGAAAGUUGAUUGAUGUAAUUAUACACACAUAAAUACACACACACCUACACUUUUCUUUUGAAUUUUUUAUUUUUUAAAUUUAAAUCUUUAUUUCACUUUUUAUUAGAAUUAAUGUUUAUCUCUGAAGAUCAGUGCAUCUUUCUCUUCUAUAAGCCUCUUCAUUCAUUCCUAUGAUUCUCUCUCUUUCUCUCUUCAAUAAGAGUGCACUAGGCUUAAAACACUUAAAGAUAACAUGAAACUAAUUCCAGUUUCCCCGGCCACUCUGAUUUGCCUGUGGCAGAAUAUGAGUGAAAGGUUGCAAUAACUAUGUAUAUUUGGUGACAAAAACUUCCAGCCAGACUCCUCCUAGCUUGAUUAAAAUGGACAGUGGUGAAUGACCCAUCUUCAAUAUUUUGGUCUCACCAUAAGUCUGGGCAAGGCAACAGCUCUUGUUAGUUUAAUGUGGGCAGUGCUCAUUCGUGCUGCCAGCAAAUUUAUUUUAAAUUUUUCUUGCUGAUAUUUUUCUUGAAAAAAUUGGAUGAUGGUAAUAAUAAUAACAAUAAUGAUGAUAAUAAUAAUAAAAGACAUCAGAAAAUAACGAGUGAAUAAUUGAAAAUUUAACGAAUUUUGAAAUAUAUGAAAAAGAGCGAAAUGAAUAAAAGAUUGGAUUCCACUAAUUAAAUGUCUACCACUGACUGAUUUCUGAUUCUAGAACUGCUUUUUUUAAUGUAUCAAGUAUGGCCUUUUGGCUAUUGUCCCUUUUUUUUUUUUUUUUAACUCUUCUAAUUGUCACUAGUUUUUCCUGGUGUACAAUUGCCAGCUUCAUACAAUGAAUGCUCUCAUAAUACAAGCAUCAUAUCUA